Molecule: messenger RNA, 3519 nt
Organism: Vespula pensylvanica (western yellowjacket)
Lineage: Eukaryota; Metazoa; Arthropoda; Insecta; Hymenoptera; Vespidae
Gene: ena
Product: protein enabled-like
Exons: 9
Coding region: 209-2656 (815 amino acids)
Molecular function (GO): SH3 domain binding
Source: RefSeq, a predicted model, not a curated record
GUAACGAAUCUCGAGAGUCGGCAAUAUGGCCGGCCAGAUGUGCAGUAGCAGGGUGUCACGGUGGUGUUAGUGCCGCGCGUUAUUUAUGUCGAACUACCGAAAGUCUUGUCCGAAUCUCGCGUGUUUUCAUGGGAUCGGUGAUAUACUUUGUAGAAGCAGGAAUAACGCUUGCACGAGGGCAUAGCACACGCUUCCCGGCCAAGCAAAUAUGAACGAAGUGAGCAUAUCAUCCGCUCGGGCGGCGGUGAUGGUCUACGACGACGUCAACAAAAAAUGGAUACCGAGUGGUACCUCGGCAGGACUUUCCAAGGUCCAGCUAUAUCACCAUCAGGUGAACAACACCUUCCGCGUCGUUGGGAGAAAGUUACAGGAUCACGAGAUCGUUAUCAAUUGCGCCAUCCUUAAAGGACUGAAAUAUAAUCAAGCAACGGUCACGUUCCAUCAAUGGAGAGACAACAAGCAGGUUUACGGACUGAAUUUUUCUAGUAAGGACGAUGCCGACGCUUUUGCGAGUGCUAUGCUUCAAGCUCUUGACGUGCUAAGCAACGGAAGCAACAUAUCAAGAAGUCUGGGUCCGGCAGUCGCACCGACGACUCAGCAGCAACCUGUUUAUCAGCAGCAGCAGCAGCAACUACAACAGCAGCAACAACAGCAACAACAGCAGCAGCAACAACAGCAACAGUCGCAGCAACAACAACAGCCGCAGCAGCAGCUGGCGAACGCUCAAUACGAGGAGGACAUGGGAUACAGUCAAGGUCAUAGCGCGCGAGUCUCCUUGUCUUUGGGCCAUCUUCCUGCCGGGGGCCAAACGGGUCUCUCCGUCGGGCCCCCGACACCAACCCCCAGUCAUCAUCCAUCCGUUAGUAGCGCCGUCACCACCGUCAUUCAGGUGGGCUGUUCGCGUGGCUCACCGGCCGAGGGACUCACGAGGACUAUGACCAGAGAAGACGUGGCGAUCAUUCAGGAGCGCAGAAUGUCCCAACAGAGUCAAGCAACGAACAGUCCGAGCGCCAUUUCACCGAGCUGUCCGCCAACGACGCAACAGCAGCAGCAGCAACAGCAGCAGCAACAGCAACAGCAACAAUCGGGUCAUCACAGAACGUCGUCCGCACCGCCGGCGCCGCAACCUCAACAGCAGCAACAGGCCGCUCAACAGCAGACGCAACCGCAACAGCAGCCGGCGAUUCAGGGGAUGCAAGGACCGAUAGUCUCUUCGACCGGUCCUUUAUCCGCUGGCGGAGGUGGACCUCCGGUACCACCGCCGCAACCACCCGCGGCGCCACCCGCUCCUCCGUGUCCGCCGUCUAUGAUAAACUUCAAUGCACCCGUACCGCCGCCCCCGAUGAUGAUAAAUCAGUACGCACAAUCGCCAUCCUCUCAAACGCAGGCUCAGUCGCAAUCGAUCUACGCGGCACAGAGUCAGGGUAAUCAGUACGGCGGAGGAGCGCCCGGUAACAAUCAGUAUUCGAAUCCCAACGUGACCGGAUCCGUCGUGGUCGUGGGUCAGAAUCCGAAUCAGUACGCGUCUGCCGGUCAGAACAGCUUUUACGGGAACAACGGACAGGGUAGUAACGUGUACGGUAGCGGUGGUCAGGCUGGUCAGACCAGUCAGAGCAAUCAGUAUGCUGUGGUCGGCGGUCAGGGCACGCAAUACGGUGCCGGUGGUGGUAGCGGGCCUAGCAAUCAGUACGCGAGCAACAGUUCAAUCGUUCAGUACGCCGGCGGUCCACCUUCGGCGGCUAGCCAAUACGCUGCCGCUGCCGCUGCCGCCGUGGUAGCUCAACAACAAGGCCAGACGCAGUACGGUGUCGUGUCGCAACCACAGCCACCGUCUUACGUUACCGGACAAGUGCAGGCUGUCGCCAACGCGAAUCCUUAUGGUACCCCCUCGAAUUCGGUGAACCAGUAUGCCAGCGGAGGACACCACGCGGUCGCCGCUAGCGCUUACGCUCCACCGCCGCCCCCCAUGGUACCAUUGGCGGCUGGUCCCGCUGCCCCACCUCCGCCUCCACCCCCACCCGCGCCUAACGCAAGCAAUGCCUCGAAUCUUUCCGCUUCUUCUUCUUCUUCCGCCGUCGUAUCCUCGUCCCCUUCGCCCUCCGUAACCGCGAACAACGAUCCACCGCAACCGGAUGCCAAUUCUCUCGCUGCGGCCCUGCAGGCUGCCAGGCUCAAGAAAAAGCAGCAGCAAACGCAGCCCGUGGAAAAUAGCGGUUCGAGUACCAGCAGUAGCGGAAGCGGAGGAGGCGGUGGCAAUUACGGGACGUUGGGAAGAGGCGGAGGUGGCGGUAUGGCUUCUAUGAUGGACGAGAUGGCGAAAACGCUCGCACGUAGACGCGCUGCCGUUGAGAAGAAGCAACCUGAACAACCACCGGAACCCGAAAGUUCACCGGACAAGAAGUCUUGGGACAAGAGCAGUUCGUCGAACAAUAAAUUUUCCAACGGAGCCGAAUCACCAAAGUCGGUUCGAAAAAGGUUUGGCUCCGCUUCCGAGGACACGCUUCUCAAAGUCAAUGGCGUUAACGACGGUUCCUCGUUGACGGCGCAAGAAAUGGAGGCGUUUAAAGCAGAGAUAAUUAAGGAAGUGCGCAAGGAGUUUCAAAAGAUGAAGCAAGAAAUAAUCGAUGCGGUAAGAACAGAACUGAGUAGAAGGUAAAAGACGACGAACGAAACUAAUCCGCACGACUAAAAGGAUCUACGAAGACGGGACGAGGUGAACGAGGCAGUGAAGGAGAGAGAGAGAGAGAGAGAAUGAGAGAGAGAGAGAGAGAGAGAAACGAAAGAUUUGAUUAGAUGAUAGCUCGAUCGAAGCAUUAUCGACAUUCACACAUACAGGUUUUUAUUACAUAUUUGCGAGAACGCAGUGUAGUUAUACCAUGUAUAUCGAUCAUUUGUGUGUAAGUACGUUAUCCUAGCUUAGUAUCUUAAGUGAUCGUACACCUUGGUUACCUAUUUCGACAAAAAAAAAAAAAAAAAAAAUCGCUAAAUGCCGUUGGAUCAAUUGAGCCGCACAAUCGUUCGUAAUUGCACAUGAUUUUAGAAUUUUUAUACGCACAUCAGGGCGAUCUACGUGUAUCGUUGAGUUAAAUACCGCGUUAAAACGAACAAUUAUUCACGCACAGUACAUUCAACGUAAAUUACGUUAACAUUGACGUGCAAAUACUACAUUAAAACGUUUCUAACGUAUUUACAUAAUCACGAUCAGUUAUGUAUGUAUAAGCAAUAGUUUUUCAAGCAAAGGUUUUUAUUUUUAUCGACUUUUUCCAUCGAGGAUAUAAUGAAAUUGAAGAUUAGCUCAAUUGACGCAACGCGACGACGAUUCAUUAUCAUAUAUUUUUUAAUCUCAUAUGAUCAAGUAGGAUUUUUAAAGCAUUUUGUAAUAACGUUAAGACAGAUAGAAUAACGGUCCCGUUAUAAAGGAUAAAUGUACAGAAUUCAUUCACCAACGUCGUGGCACAUUUUACUCCUUGACAUGAUUGAAGAGAGAGAGAAAGAGAGAGAGAGAGAGAGAGAGAGAGA